GUGAUGUUUCACCUGUGCACAUUAGAGACUGUGUAAAAUUACAUUUGUUUUCCUCAAACCGUAAAUUAUAUCGCGUAAAUUUUUAAGCUAAGAUGGUUUUACACUGUUUCGUACCUGGGUGUAAAAGUUACGGCACGGACGAUGUGAAAUUUUUCACCUUUCCAACAGAAAGAAGUAAUGUGAGGGAAGAAACGCUGAAAUUGUUGCUGCAGCGAAGAGCCAAAUGGAUAACUGCUUGCAUGGUGGACCGUAAUCCGAAACCGUACCAUCGGAUAUGUAGCCGUCAUUUCGAUUCCGGCAAACCAGCAAAAUUGAAAGACACAUGCAAUGUUGACUGGGUACCGAAUUUGUAUUUGCCGUUUGCUUCAAAUCACCAGCACCAUACUCCAGAUAAAUUGCAGAUGCCGUAUUUCUGUGCAGUAUCAGGAUGCCAUAACAAGGUUUCCCGCAAUCCCAAAAUCGCGUACCAUUAUUUUCCGCGUAACCCGGAACAACUGAAGCACUGGAUCAAAUUUUGUGGAUGGGGAGAAAGCUGGGUUCCGCAGAGAAAUCAAGGAAUAUGUGCAGUUCAUUUCACUGAUGAUGAUUACGAUGAUCGAUACCAAAAGCGACAUGAAUUGAUUGGCGCUAAAAUGCGUCGGAACCUAAAAGCAAAUGCACUACCGAGCAUUGGUAGAUCUUCGACGAUUGAUGAAGUACAUUUUGAAACGGUAGACGUUGAUGAGAUACCUGAGAAGAUGGCUAGAGGUGCAAUAUACGAUGUCCCAUUCACUCCUACGAAGGAUCCACUAGGAAGAACGACUGCGAAGAAAAGUAUGAAAAGUGAUGAGGCUCCAAAUAGUUUUUCUAAAUGGCGACACAAGAAUAGCAUGUACGUUGUAAAUCCAUUUUCUAAGAACGCAGAUUCGUACAGUAUAGAAGAACCCAAAUUGUCAGCGGUAGAAGACACAAGAGAAGUUUUCUGUGUAACUGACAAACAGAAAUCCCUGAAUACCGAGGACGUCGGUAAUGCGAAAGACUAUUUUCAGGUUACCCCUAGAUAUCAAAAAGUCUCUAAAAACUUGCUAUUCAGGAAUAUUAAAAGAAAGUAUCCUGAACCAAAAUUAUCGGAAUGCAUUAGCAAGAGCAACCAACAAGGAUCCACUGAGUCGAAUCAUCCUAUUGAUACCUUUUUUCAAGGACUUGCAGCAACAGUUAAAACCUUCUCGACGAAGUACCAGUUAAUAGCGAAAAAUCGAAUGUUUAACGUUAUUUCGGAACUGGAAUGGGAACAAAUGCCACAAAAAUCAUCUGACUCUCGUCCGCCAACUCAAAAUGAGCUUUCGGACAUACAACAUGUAUUGAAUAGCUUAAACCACGACCACAACUUCUCCCAGCGCUGCUAAUGUAAGACAUACAGAUGAAACUACUUUUUUAGUUAACUCUAUGUAGAUAAAAAACCAACGUGAACACUGUAAGAAAUUUUUGCAAAUAAGUAAACCUUGAAAACACCUGA
Messenger RNA from Wyeomyia smithii (pitcher-plant mosquito), 1495 nucleotides. RefSeq names its product THAP domain-containing protein 5-like. Bases 93 to 1385 code for a protein of 430 amino acids. NCBI's taxonomy places the organism in Eukaryota, Metazoa, Arthropoda, Insecta, Diptera, Culicidae. The record is from RefSeq and is a predicted model, not a curated record. The transcript is spliced from 4 exons.